This is a messenger RNA of Aspergillus thermomutatus, 1272 nucleotides long. Its product is annotated as 3-dehydroquinate synthase. The record is from RefSeq and is a predicted model, not a curated record. The transcript has a single exon. Gene Ontology annotation, cellular component: cytoplasm. Gene Ontology annotation, biological process: aromatic amino acid biosynthetic process. Bases 1 to 1272 code for a protein of 423 amino acids. Gene Ontology annotation, molecular function: 3-dehydroquinate synthase activity. NCBI's taxonomy places the organism in Eukaryota, Fungi, Ascomycota, Eurotiomycetes, Eurotiales, Aspergillaceae.
AUGAAUAAACCCACGAAGAUCAGCAUUCUGGGCUCUGACAGCUUAAUCUCUGAUUUCGGCCUCUGGCGCGAUGGCUACAUUGCCCGAGACUUGAUCAGCCGCUGUCCGUCGACGACCUACACCAUCAUCACGGACACCAACAUUGGCCCCUUAUACGUCCGGCCCUUCCAGAAAAUAUUCAGAGAAAUCGUCAGCUCCGUGUCCCCCUCCCCUCGUCUCCUAGUGUAUCAGGUCCCCCCGGGAGAGGGCUCCAAAUCUCGCCAGUCGAAAGCCUACAUUGAAGACUGGAUGCUGAGCCAGAACCCGCCAUGCGGCCGGGACACUGUCAUCCUGGCACUAGGCGGGGGAGUCAUUGGGGACUUGGCGGGAUUUGUGGCCGCGACGUAUAUGCGAGGCGUCCGUUUCGUGCAGGUUCCCACCACCCUGCUGGCCAUGGUGGAUUCGUCCAUUGGGGGGAAGACGGCUGUUGAUACGCCGCUUGGGAAGAACCUGAUCGGGGCUAUCUGGCAGCCUGAGAGGAUCUAUGUUGACUUGGAGUUCUUGGAGACGCUCCCUGUGCGAGAGUUCAUCAACGGGAUGGCGGAGGUUAUCAAGACAGCUGCUAUCUCCAGUGAGGGGGACUUCGCUGCCCUCGAGGAGAAUGCUGAAACCAUCCUGGCUGCAGUUCACAAAGAAGUUGGCCAGGGCGAACAGCGAUUUGAGAAUAUCCAGAACAUCCUCAAGGCAACCAUUCUGGCAUCUGCGCGAUACAAGGCGGACGUCGUCUCCAACGAUGAGCGGGAGAGUGGACUUCGCAACCUUCUAAACUGGGGCCAUUCCAUCGGUCAUGCCAUCGAAGCUAUCCUCACCCCAGAAAUCCUUCACGGUGAAUGCGUCGCCAUUGGCAUGGUGCUGGAGGCCAAGUUGGCCAGCCAUCUGGGAAUACUACCAGGUGCCGAUGUUGUCCGGAUCGCCAGGUGUAUUGCAGCCUAUGGCCUGCCAACUGCCCUGGCAGAUGUACAGGAGGCUGUACCAAACAAGUAUUGUUCUGUGGAGGACUUGUUGUUCUAUAUGUCACUAGACAAGAAGAAUGAUGGACCGAACAAGAAGAUCGUACUUUUAUCAGCCAUCGGACAAACAUACGAAGCCAAAGCCAGCGUCGUCCCUAAUGAGGAUAUUGCCGCUGUUCUGUCUCUGAACGUUGAGAUGGACAGCAUGUACACCUCGAACGGCAUCGCGCCAGCAACUACUCAUGUCGAAAGAGUCUCGGUUACUGUCAAUGGUUUGCUUUGA